AUACAGACACGUGUCCAGGUGCGCGGCUCAUAUAAAACAGCGCGCACCGUCCAUUCGACACCAUCGCAGGCCGCAGAUCCCAGCCUGAACACCAUCCCCUGAGCAACAGAAGCAGCCAUGAUUGCCAUCAGCAGCAAGUCCCUCCUUGUCGCCCUCGUGGUGCUGGCCGCCCUGUGUAGCCUGGCAGCCGCGCAGUUCGGCUACGGUGGUUACGGCCGCGGCUAUGGCGGUUACGGCCGCGGAUACGGCGGCUACGGUGGUGGCUACGGUCGUGGAUUUGGCGGCGGCUACGGCGGCUACGGUCGGGGCUACGGUGGCUACGGCCGUGGUUUCUACGGCUAAGCUGAACCUCCCCAAACGACAACCGCCUGCUGCAGUACGAAGAAUCACGCCGGCCUGCAAGAUGCCAACAAAUGUCGAUUUAGUUGCCCGAUCAUACGUCCUUCAUCUAAUAAAUUAAUUCGCGAUCACAACUGGA
This is a messenger RNA of Dermacentor andersoni, 478 nucleotides long. NCBI's taxonomy places the organism in Eukaryota, Metazoa, Arthropoda, Arachnida, Ixodida, Ixodidae. The record is from RefSeq and is a predicted model, not a curated record.